AUGGCCGCCUUGGGCGAGAAGUUCGACGCCUCCGGCGGCUUCAGCGGCAAGGACGAUGGCCGCAGCAAGGUGCACAUCCGCAUGCAGCAGCGUAACGGCCGAAAGUCGUGGACGACGGUCCAGGGCUUCCCGGAGCAGGUGCGCCUCCCCAAGACCGGCAGGGUGCUGCCCGUGCACUUCGAGAAGAUCCUGCAGCACCUGAAGAAGACCUUCAAGACCAACGGCACGCUGAUCAAGGACGAGGAGCACGGCACCAUCCCGGGAGCUGCAGGGCGACAUCCGCAAGGAGGUGGCCGAGUUCCUGAUCGACGCCACGGCGCUGAUCUCCAAGGAUCGGACCAGGUGAUGAUCCACGGCUCCUAG
Molecule: messenger RNA, 363 nt
Organism: Prorocentrum cordatum
Lineage: Eukaryota; Dinophyceae; Prorocentrales; Prorocentraceae
Source: the annotation of a GenBank genome assembly